Molecule: messenger RNA, 3729 nt
Organism: Parus major (Great Tit)
Lineage: Eukaryota; Metazoa; Chordata; Aves; Passeriformes; Paridae
Gene: IPO11
Product: importin 11
Exons: 32
Coding region: 654-3581 (975 amino acids)
Biological process (GO): protein import into nucleus
Cellular component (GO): nuclear envelope; cytosol
Molecular function (GO): small GTPase binding
Source: RefSeq, a predicted model, not a curated record
CUCGGGACACUCAGCCUCGGGGCUCUGCUGCUGCGGGCGGCGCUGCUGCUCCGCCGGCUGUGCUCCCGUUUGAGGUGCUCGAGCCGACGCGGCACCGGCGUGGAGUGCCCGCCGCGGUGCCGGCUCUGGGGCACCGCCCCCGGGGUUGAAGCAGAGGGGCCUUCCUUACCUAUUGUAUUGGCAGCGGCGAAGGGCCUGCUCGGAGGUGGAAGGAAAUAACUGUUGCCUAAUUCCAGGGAACAGUUUCCCGCCUUCUCCUUGAAUCCGUUUUGAGUCAGGAUAGAAUUAAUGGAAGGCAUGGGAGUAAGAUGAGGCGUUAACUUGACAGAACUUGUUUUUUGCUUGAAGGGGCCCGUCCUGGCCUUUAUUCUAGGUGGUUGUUUUCUUCCUGCAGGCUGAAGAACAGCAGAUUUUUCUGCAGAGCAGUCUUCCCUUAAUCAGAGGCAGGCUCAGUGCAGCAGUGGUAUAACUGCGCUUGCUUUCUUCCUGACAGCUGAAUGCCAUUGUCAAGUUCAGUACUGUCAUACCUAGAGGGAUCUUGGAGAGCAGAUUUUCCUUGUGGGACAACCCCAUGGUUUACUCUGCUUACAGCUGAGUAAUCAUCUCUAGUUGCAGUUUUGCUCUUACUGCUGUGCUUCACAAGAGAGAUUUUCAUGGAUCUCAACAGUGCUAGCACUGUUGUUUUGCAAGUCUUGACGCAAGCUACUAGCCAAGAUACUGCAGUGUUGAAACCAGCUGAGGAACAACUGAAGCAGUGGGAGACGCAGCCAGGUUUUUAUUCAGUGUUGUUGAACAUCUUUACAAAUCAUAGCCUGGAUGUGAAUGUAAGAUGGCUAGCUGUGCUGUACUUUAAAAAUGGAAUUGAUCGCUACUGGAGACGGGUUGCACCACACGCUCUUUCUGAAGAAGAAAAAGCUACAUUGCGUGCUGGACUUAUCACCAACUUUAAUGAGCCAGUGAAUCAGAUAGCAACUCAGAUCUCUGUACUGAUUGCUAAAGUUGCCAGAGUGGACUGCCCAAGGCAAUGGCCAGAACUUAUACCCACUCUUGUAGAAUCUGUGAAGGUGCAGGAUGGUCUUCAACAGCACAGGGCACUACUUACGUUUUACCAUGUUACAAAAACCCUGGCAUCCAAGCGGCUUGCUGCAGAUAGGAAGCUUUUCUAUGAUCUUACAUCUAGUAUUUAUAGCUUUGCAUGUUCCUUGUGGAAUCAUCAUACGGAUACAUUCCUACAGCAGAUUUGUACAGGGGACGAAGCUGCAGCUGCAAAUUCACUUGAAAGGACCUUGUUGUCGUUGAAAGUGCUUCGGAAACUGACGGUCCAUGGCUUUGUAGAACCCCAUUGGAAUGCAGAGGUGAUGGGUUUUCUACAUGCCGUAUUUGAACGGCUCAAACAGUUUCUGGAGUGUAGUAGACGAAUAAGAGCAGAAAGCAUAUGCAGAGAUCGUCUAGAAAAGACCAUAAUUCUGUUCACUAAAGUGCUUUUGGACUUCCUGGAUCAACAUCCUUUCUCAUUCACUGCUUUGAUUCAGAGAUCACUGGAGUUCUCUGUAAGCUAUGUUUUCACAGAAGCUGGUGAAGGAGUUGUAUUUGAGCAGUUUAUUGUACAAUGCAUGAAUCUCAUUAAGAUGAUUGUAAAAAACUAUGCAUACAAGCCAUCCAAAAAUAUUGAAGACAGCAGUCCUGAAACUCUUGAAGCACAUAAGAUAAAGACAGCUUUUUUCACAUACCCAACACUAAUGGAAAUAUGUAGGAGAUUAGUCACUCACUAUUUCCUGCUGACGAAGGAGGAAUUGACCAUGUGGGAAGAGGAUCCAGAAAGCUUCACUGUAGAAGAGACUGGAGGAGAUUCUUGGAAGUACAGUCUCCGACCGUGCACAGAAGUUCUUUUUAUUGAUAUUUUUCAUGAAUAUAAUCAGACUCUUACCCCAGUUCUUUUAGAAAUGGUUCAGAGUCUACAAGGAUCUACCAACAUGGAAAAUACCAAUGCUAUACUGAUUAAAGAUGCUGUGUAUAAUGCGGUUGGACUGGCUGCUUAUGAACUAUUUGAUAGUGUGGAUUUUGAUCAAUGGUUUAAAAAUCAACUCUUAGCAGAACUACAGGUUUCUCAUGACAGGUAUAAACCAAUACGCCGACGAGUAAUAUGGCUGAUUGGACAGUGGAUUUCUGUAAAAUUCAAAUCAGACUUGAGACCUGUUUUAUAUGAAGCAAUUCGUAACUUGCUUCAAGACCGUGACUUAGUGGUCCGUAUUGAGACAGCUACGACGCUGAAGUUAACUGUAGAUGACUUUGAGUUCAGAACUGAACAGUUCUUACCAUAUUUGGAGUCCAUGUUUACAUUGCUCUUUCAGCUACUUCAGGAAGUAACACAAUGUGACACCAAAAUGCAUGUUCUUCAUGUUCUGUCCUGUGUGAUUGAAAGAGUCAAUAUGCAGAUACGACCAUACGUAGGAUGUUUGGUUCAGUAUUUACCACUCCUUUGGAAGCAGAGUGAGGAGCACAAUAUGCUACGAUGUGCCAUUCUAACCACCCUAAUCCAUCUCGUCCAGGGAUUGGGAGCAGACAGCAAAAAUCUCUACCCUUUUCUACUUCCAGUUAUCCAACUAAGUACAGAUGUUUCUCAGCCUCCACAUGUCUAUCUUCUGGAAGAUGGUUUAGAGCUGUGGUUAGUGACACUGGAGAAUUGUCCAUGUCUUACUCCAGAGCUCCUGAGAAUAUUUCAGAAUAUGUCUGCCCUUCUUGAGCUGAGUUCAGAAAACCUCAAAAAUUGCUUUAAGAUCAUCAAUGCUUAUAUUUUCUUAUCAUCAUCUGAAUUUUUGCAGAUGUAUGCUGCUGACUUAUGUCGGUCAUUUUGUGAGCUUUUGAAGGACAUAACUACUGAAGGUCAAGUUCAAGUUUUAAAGGUUGUAGAAAAUGUCCUAAAAGUCAACCCUGUGCUGGGUCCUCAAAUGUUUCAACCCCUUCUUCCAUCAGUAUUCAGGGGGAUUAUAGAUGGGGAGAGAUACCCUGUGGUGAUGUCUACUUAUCUGGGGAUAAUGGGUAGAGUUCUACUACAAAAUGCAAGGUUUUUUUCAUUACUUUUGAGCCAGAUGGCAUGUGAAUUGGGUCAGGAGUUGGACCAAAUUCUUGGUAACAUGAUUGAAAUGUGGGUUGAUCGCAUGGAUAACAUCACUCAGCCAGAAAGAAGAAAACUUUCUGCUUUGGCAUUGCUUUCUCUUUUGCCGUCAUUGAAUAGUGUUAUCCAAGAUAAAUUUUGUGGUAUCAUCAACAUUUCAGUGGAAGGACUGCAUGAUGUUAUGACUGAAGAUUCUGAAACGGGAACAUACAAAGAUUGCAUGCUAAUGUCUCAUUUUGAAGAGCCCAAGGCUACAGAAGAUGAAGAACCUCCCACAGAACAAGACAAAAGGAAAAAAAUGCUUGCACUGAAGGACCCAGUACACACUGUGUCACUGCAGCAGUUCAUCUAUGAAAAGUUAAAGGCACAGCAGGAAUUACUGGGAGAACAAGGUUUUCACGCCCUUAUGGAAACUGUGGAUACAGAAAUAGUUGCCCAGCUACAAGAAUUUUUACAAGGCUUCUAAAUAAGCAGAAAAAGGAUUUUGUAUGUCAAAUUUCUAUUUCAAAAGUAUCAAAAGAACUCUAGGUUUCUGUCUUGUAUGGAUGAGUCUAAUGAAAGGUGAAAAUUACUUGUGACAAAAAUUAAAAAAAAAUUUCUGCUGUUGCUCUUGA